AUGGAGACUCGUCAGGGCUGCUGCCACAGUUUCAACAAGAUGCUGAGUCCAGGAGCUGAUGAGCACCAGGAACAACAGCAUGGUGAGAUUGCAAUGGUCCUGAAGGCUGAAGAGGAAGGAGGAAAGAAAGGGCUUGUACAGAGCGAGCUUGCUCAGGGUGAGCUUGGUCAGGGCGAACUUGCUCUGGGCGAACUUGCCCAAAGCAAGCCUGCUCAAGAAGAGCUUGCUCAGUCCGGUCUUACUCAGGAAGCCACAGGAGUGGUAGAGGAGGGAGAAAACGAAGAAGAAGAAAUGGAAGGAGGACAAGCUGGAGAUGGUAGUUCUGGCCCCAUGGACAAGGGGAUCCAGGCCGAUGGUGGCCAUGACGGAAGUGUUCAACAGCAGCCUCAGCAAGAGGCAGCAAUGCCUGAGGGCACCAAGAGUCUCCAGACUCGGGACAGGCAGCCAUUCCGGAGACGCACCAGAUUCACCCAGUCUCAGCUGAAGGACCUGGAGCGUCUUUUCCAAGAGAAUCGCUAUCCCAGCUUGCGAGCAAGGAAGGAUCUUGCAAGAUGGAUGGGUGUGCCGGAAGCAGAUGUGCUGGAUUGGUUUAGGACCAGGAGAGCCCUUUUCAGGAGAAGCAAUAGAAUGGAGGGGCUGAUCGAUGCACCACCUGGUCGCCAGAACAACGACCCCUGA
Molecule: messenger RNA, 678 nt
Organism: Peromyscus californicus insignis
Lineage: Eukaryota; Metazoa; Chordata; Mammalia; Rodentia; Cricetidae
Product: rhox homeobox family member 2-like
Exons: 4
Coding region: 1-678 (225 amino acids)
Molecular function (GO): DNA binding
Source: RefSeq, a predicted model, not a curated record